This is a messenger RNA of Oncorhynchus gorbuscha (pink salmon), 1988 nucleotides long. Its product is annotated as fibroblast growth factor 11-like. The record is from RefSeq and is a predicted model, not a curated record. Gene Ontology annotation, cellular component: cytoplasm. Gene Ontology annotation, biological process: animal organ morphogenesis; positive regulation of cell population proliferation; cell differentiation. The transcript is spliced from 5 exons. NCBI's taxonomy places the organism in Eukaryota, Metazoa, Chordata, Actinopteri, Salmoniformes, Salmonidae. Gene Ontology annotation, molecular function: fibroblast growth factor receptor binding; growth factor activity. The coding region runs from base 746 to 1537 and encodes 263 amino acids.
UUCAUUCUUGUGAGUCCAUCACCGUCCCGCCUGUAUGCUGCCACUGGAUCUAAGUCUGCUGGAUUACCGCGCCGUUUCUCCGCUCAUUAUUCCUGACGCUUUUCCACGGCAGGCAAAGUUGGGCAUCCAGAAACUACAUGGUGACUGCCUGUAUAUUUUUAUGCUGUUUGAGCUUCAAAAUGAUUUCACUCUUCACUGGAAGAAGUGUAAUUUUUAUAUGACCGAGAAAAGAGCUCUGUCUCUUUUUGGGGGAUUGUUUACUUAUAGGAUAGGCUAGUGAUUUUGCAAUAUUUUGAACUUCGUUGUCUGGUAAUUUGGUCGCGAGGGACAAGAUGGGUGGGGUUAAGAAUGUAAGAAAUGGAGAUGUCUUUACAUGUUUUUUUUUAUCGAACAGACAUUCUAACCUCAAUCACCCUUCUUUAUUUUGACUGAUGAUGUGACCUUACUGGUCUUUGUUUUGGGUGUUUUUUUAGUGUUGGUGUAUUUAUUUAUCAUCACACUGGAGGGUUAACAUUGGAUGUUUGACUGCACUUGAACUUUCACCUUCUCCAGCUCCUUCCUUUUUCAGGGGGCUCUGAACCUUACCCCCAUAUCUGUAACACCGCGUAGAACCCCUCUCCCCCCUCUGGGGCUCUCCCUGGACCUUCCCAUCUCUUUCUGCUGCUUGAGGACAGAGACAGCCCCACCAGGAGAGGGGUUGUUAGGUAGGAAGACACCCCCCUCCCAAAGGUGAGAGGGGGGGAAGAUGGCAGCUCUCGCCAGCUCUCUCAUCAGACAGAAACGGGCGGUCAAGGACGACGGACAAAACCGACCUGUAGCCAACAAAAGGAAGCCCUGUCCUAAGAGCAACAAGUCUCUGUGCCAGAAACAGAUCUUAGUCCUUAUCUCUAAAGUACGGCUAUGUGGGGGUCGAAAAGGUCGAAACGAAAAGAGACCGGAGCCCCAGUUGAAAGGCAUCGUUACCAGGCUGUACAGUCAGCAUGGAUACUACCUGCAGAUGCAGCCGGAUGGCACCAUGGAUGGCACAAGGGACGAAGGCAGCUCCUUCUCACAGUUCAACUUGAUUCCUGUGGGUCUGAGGAUCGUGGCGAUCCAGGGGGCGAAGACAGGGCUCUACCUGGGCAUGAACAGCGAUGGGUACCUCUACACAUCUGAACACUUCACUCCAGAGUGCAAGUUCAAGGAGAGUGUGUUUGAGAACUACUACGUGACGUACUCCUCCAUGCUCUACCGCCAGAACCAGUCGGGCCGCUCCUGGUAUAUCGGUAUCAACCGCGACGGACAGGUUAUGAAGGGCAACCGGGUGAAGAAGACCAAGGGAGCCGCACACUUCCUGCCUAAAGUUAUAGAAGUUGCCAUGUACAAGGAGCCAUCGCUACACGAACUAGUCAAUGAACAGAAGGAAAAAGAGAAGGAAAGAGAUAAAGACAGCCCUGCUCGGAAGACAGCGAAGGCGUCAGAAGAACGUCACGAAAUAACAUUCUCCAUCAAGAACUGCAGGAAAGAGAAAAAAGCUCCCAAGGCUGACGCCUCGUAGCACAGGGGACCUAGGGGAGGGGGAGCAGUGACACUGAGAACUCAAUGGGGACUCAAUCACCCAUCAUGCGUUGGGCUGGCUGGGGGAAUGACUCUCAUGGGCUCCCUUUACCAAAAGUGCACUGGGCUGCACCAUGCUGACGGGUCAGGGGUCAACAGCUCAUCAGCAGCUCACCAGGUCUGGUUCUGGGAGGGUUUCCUCUCACCUGUCACCAGAGAGAGAGAGAGAUGGACCAGGGACCGAGUCAGCAUCACCACCCUUCCACCCUGUCAAUCACCUCUCCCCCUCCUCUGGUACACUCACUACCAAAAGCACAGCCUGUGUCAUACCUCUUUAAUUGAUCUACUGCCCUCCAUCACCUGUCUCAAUUUUCAGAAAUCACCUACCCUCGCGCACACACAGUCAUUUCUAAUCCGUGUAUUUUGAUGUAUGUGCGUGCGAUUGUGUGUGU